Messenger RNA from Symbiodinium sp. CCMP2456, 321 nucleotides. Lineage: Eukaryota; Dinophyceae; Suessiales; Symbiodiniaceae. The record is from the annotation of a GenBank genome assembly.
AUGUGCUGGACCUUGCUCCUGCUGGACAGCCGCAUACAUACGAGCCUCUUAGCUGUAAAUGCCCGACGAUGGCUCGCAAGUUGGUCAAGCGAAACUCAUCGGGGACAGAAGCACCAUGAUCGCGAUGUUGUAGCGCGUUCUAGGCGUCAAAUUCAGCUCACCUCGGCAGAGGUCCACAUUAGACGAGACAAGGACUGCAUGCCGGCGCAGGUUACUUCGCCACGUGGGCCGAGUCCCGCAUUUGUGCAAGUGGUGAUCUUAUCUUCGAGCGGAAACAUCGCAGCAAAGGUCCCAGCUCUGCUGAGGCCACAGAUUCCCUGA